This is a messenger RNA of Halichondria panicea, 2265 nucleotides long. RefSeq names its product runt-related transcription factor 3-like. Gene Ontology annotation, biological process: regulation of DNA-templated transcription. Gene Ontology annotation, cellular component: nucleus. Lineage: Eukaryota; Metazoa; Porifera; Demospongiae; Suberitida; Halichondriidae. Gene Ontology annotation, molecular function: ATP binding; DNA-binding transcription factor activity, RNA polymerase II-specific; RNA polymerase II cis-regulatory region sequence-specific DNA binding. The record is from RefSeq and is a predicted model, not a curated record. The transcript is spliced from 7 exons. The coding region runs from base 176 to 1687 and encodes 503 amino acids.
CAAGCCCAACUCGAAGCUGUACAAGUACGUAGCGCUGUAUAAUAGAAGUGAUGUUACUCUGAAAGCAAGUUUGCAAGAUUUGUCAGGCUCUGCAGAUAUAUAGACACAGCUAAAAAAAAUCGGUUUCUACACCCACUGUCCAUUGUUACCUGCUUGCAUCACUUAGUAUCAAGAAAUGCCUACUAUCAUGUCCUCCCCUCCUGCUGCUCCAACUCCUACGGACAACGGCAACCAUAUCCCAGGUCUACCCACACCAGACAAAGCUUACAACAAUGGCAUAUCAUCGCCUGAGAAAACGUUUCGUGGCGAGAGGACCUUCUCCGAGGUGCUUGCGGAGUAUCCAGGAGAACUAGUGCGUACCAACAGCCCUAACUUUGUCUGCACCAUCUUGCCUUCCCACUGGCGUUGCAACAAGACCCUACCAGUCCCCUUCAAGGUCCUCUCACUCAGUGAUGUGAUGGAUGGUACUAAAGUUAUCCUGUCUGCUGGGAAUGAUGAAAAUUGCUCUGCAGAACUUAGAAAUCACACGGCUAAUUUCAAGAAUCAAGUUGCGAGGUUCAACGAUCUUCGAUUCGUAGGACGCUCUGGAAGAGGCAAGAUGCUGACGGUGCACAUCACUGUGCUGACUGAGCCAGCCCAGUACGCUACCUAUAGUCACGCUAUCAAGGUCACGGUGGACGGCCCCAGGGAACCAAGACGUAUGUGUAAUCGGUCUCGAGUACAUGACAUGGAACACCCGUACAUGCGCUCGGGUCAGUUCAUGCACAUCCCCGGCCUGCAAGGUGGAUCUAAUGUGCAGCUGCUCAAAGAUGGCCGCCUAGCCCACGGGAUGGACGAUCCAAGACUCCAGAACAUUCACGAUAUAGUGGCGUUUAAUAGCGCCAAUGGUGGACCAGAUGUUCCCCUGCCCACCUGGCCCCCCUCUUCCCCUCAUAUCCCUGGUAUGAGGUCCCCCUCUGUAUGGCAGUAUCCUGCGCUGGUUACCCCCACCUGUGCGACCAAUGGAACGACAGUAUCUUUAACCCGAAGUGGCUCAGUGGCUCAGAGUGACUCCAUGAGUAAUGGCAGCGCCACUCCUCCCACCGGCGAACAUCACUCUCAAUCACACAUCGUCACGAAUGGAGACACCAAAUUCAUCUUCCCUCAAAGUAUUCCUAUAUCUCCCGGACUCUUUAACAGCCCUACCUUCUUUAGCGCUUGUGCUACUAGCGGUGUGACCCCUUGCACUCCGACCUUAUUGGCCCCUGCUAUCGGAAUAUCCGAGCCUUAUCUUCGAGCCCCUGGCCCUAUGUACUCACCAUUUGCACUGGCACCACCCGUUCAUGGAUCACUUCCCAAGACGCCCACUCUACCCCCACCCUCCCCUCACACGAUAGUGGGCGGAGCUUUCCCACUGGUUUCCCAAAGUCUACCCACAUCCGCUACUCUUGUGUCAUCUCCUUUUCGCAACAACGGUUCAUGUAUUUCUCCCAAGAAGAACAGAGCUCAUGCCAUGUUUUUCCCCACCACCACAAUUACGGCCAACGGGGUGGCGAAAGUGACUACUCUUGAGAAUGGAGCAGCUGCUUUUGACCACUCUAACAGGGCCGAAAGCAUGAGCAUGGACGACGGGGGACGCAGGGGCUCUCCAGUGGUGAUCAAAAUGGAACCGAAUGGACCCCCCUCUUGCUGUGUGGGUGAUGAAUAAAUUCAGGUUUAUGGCCGCUAAAACAGAGCAUACAGGAUAUUUAGAAUGGUCUCCCCCUUCAGGUCUACAAGUAUAUACAGUGAACACAUCUCUUGUAUAGUAAUCACUGUCACGCACAAACAUUGGUAUAGCUACGUGUAUGUACAAGUCAUCUCUUACUUGUGUCUAUGUCUUAAAUUUCUCUGUUUCUUCUUUAUUGUUGUACAUGUAUCAAAUAAAUCACUCUGAAGCAGCACUUGAGCAUUUUUGCCUACUGUGCUACUAAACCUAGAACCCCGACCCUGACCCUCAAAAGCUAUCACUGUACAAUGAUCAAUCAUGCAGACUCUCACUAUUCAUUGAUUCUUAAUUUUACUUAGCUUUGGCAUAUUACAAUUUUUCUUUAUACGUGAUUUCUCUGUGAAAUUUUGUCACUUAUUAUAUCGGCCCAGAUUCUCGCGACAUUCAUGGUGGCAUUUCAGUGUUUUGUUGUUUUUGUAUGUUUUUACUCUUUUAUUGAGCUUUACCCUUCCUUUUGUUGUGCCACCAUAAACCAAUUAAAGCCAAUAGGCAAUGAAAUUUCUUUAACAUAAAUAUAA